Molecule: messenger RNA, 2067 nt
Organism: Temnothorax curvispinosus
Lineage: Eukaryota; Metazoa; Arthropoda; Insecta; Hymenoptera; Formicidae
Product: cytochrome P450 4C1-like
Exons: 2
Coding region: 8-256 (82 amino acids)
Molecular function (GO): heme binding; iron ion binding; monooxygenase activity
Source: RefSeq, a predicted model, not a curated record
UUACUACAUGCUUACAUAUUUUGAUUUAGUAAGAAGAAAACGGCUUGCAAUGUUGGAUUUUCUAAUAGCGGCAUCUCGCGAAGGUCUUAUGACUGAUUUAGAUGUCAGGGAGGAAGUAGACGUUUUCAUGUUUGGGGGUCAUGACACUACAGCGAUGGGUCUGUGCUUCAUUUUUGCACUAUUAGCUGAGCAUAAGGACAUUCAGGUAUUUAUCGUCAAGUGUGAAUCACCAUUCCUAAGCCAGAAAAUCAAUUAAUUCCAAAAGUUAUUUAUUAAACAUGUAUCAAUGUCUAACUUUUUAAAUAUUCUUUUACUACUGCUUUAGACGAGAAUAUUAGCGCGACGAUAUCGCCCGUCUGACGCUUUGGACGAUCGAGUUAACUCGUUUGUUAAGAAAACUAUUCAGACUCUCAAAAGUCAAGCUGUAAGCAUUUUAAUGUUGUCCUUUGUGUUUGUUCCGUAAUUUCUGUCGCAAUCGCGGUCAAUACCGUACGGUGACGCCAUCCGUCAGGCUGAGUUUCCACUGAGCGCGUCACGCGUCGCGUCGUCCGAGUUGAACCAAUCAAAACAUCCCAUUUCGAUCCCGUCACAAGAAUGUAAUGAAAUGGGAUGUUUUGAUUGGUUAACUUGUGACGACGCGACGCGUGACGCGCUCAGUGGAAACUCAGCCUAAGACGCCCUUAGAACGAGGGCCACGAGGGGAUUUCGCGCCGCUCCCCGCGACAACCCGAACCGCGAAGUUUUCCCGACGAGUAUCGAUCCGUCAUGCCGUGAUCGCAUGAUCACGAAAACACGGCUGAUUGGUCGAUGCCCGUCGUGGGCCCAAAAGCUCCCGAAACGCGAGAGCUCCGGGAUCAGUAGUCUCAAGUACUCCGGAACACAAGGUAGAACACCGCCGUGUAUCCGUUCUAGUUUCCGUUUCACGCGGUCUCAUUAUUCCGUCGUGCAUACGGCUCGCGUGCUCGUUAUAAGCACCGCUGAUCGUCUCGCGCAGUUCGUGCGUCCUCAGCAAUCCACCCUCGCUACAGCGAGCGGUGAAACAUCGCGUAUAAGUCGCACCCCGCCUCGCCAUUAUACGACUCGAGCUUCUCGAUUCGUCACCUGUGAACGUUUUGUGUCUUGUGUCACAAACAAGUGCGACAGCAAUUGAACGCCAUAGGAGCGUUUGGCAAGUGCACAUCAAAGUGCGCUUUCAUUGCCAAAGCCGCCGUGAUCGGCCGCAUACGGUCAUAUUCCGCGACUACUGCGUCGAGCGGUCACCGAAUCACGUGUGCGCACCGUGACGCGCUCACAUAAGAGCGCGCACACCCGAACUGUAUAUAGAUUGUGCAUUAAAUAAAGACUUUUGUGCCUCGUUAAAACAAGUGUCCGUUUUCGUAUCGCACAUCGGAUCCCUGUCGGAGUCGACCCGACAUCAAGUGGCGAACCGGAGUUACGCCCGAAGUACAAUUCGCCAACAGUAACAGUGUUGUUUUAUGCUUUCAAAUUUAUCACACAGAAAAACAAUUCAUAUAUGUAGAUUAGUAUUUUUUCUUUAUGCAUUUUUUCCUUUUACUUCUCCUCUUACCUCAAAUGUUAAUAUAAAAUAAAAUAUUAGUUGCUGUUGAUUAAACAAUCUUGAUUUUUGGUCAUAUUUAUAGGCAAAUUAUGAAGAUUUGCUUGACAAACUUGCGACCCAAGUUAACUCCAAAGCAUCUGAUGGGCAAUAUUGUCGCGCAAGUAUUCUCGUCUAAAUUAGUUAAAAGGUACACGUAUAAUAAAAUAUGCAUACACAUAUAAGUGGGAUCAUGCAUAAACGCGCGCGUAUGCGCAAGCAUACGCACACGCAUGCCUGCAUGACACGUUCUCUCAUAUAUUUCAAAAAAUAAAUAGAUAUUCUUCUAAAUGUAUUUUAUAUACAGGGCAUUUUAUGUUUUACAAGCUGUUAUCUCUGAAAGUAUUGGUUUAUUGGUAAAUCGUUUCAGAUAAAAAUUGGAGGGUUUAAAGAGAUAAUAGACGAUUUUAUUAGAUUUUGGGUCCAGGGUUUGUAUUGGUUCAGCAAAGCCCAAGUUAAAUUUUUUAAAUAAA